This is a messenger RNA of Syngnathoides biaculeatus (alligator pipefish), 4184 nucleotides long. RefSeq names its product formin-binding protein 1 (gene fnbp1b). The record is from RefSeq and is a predicted model, not a curated record. Gene Ontology annotation, biological process: signal transduction. Gene Ontology annotation, molecular function: protein binding. Lineage: Eukaryota; Metazoa; Chordata; Actinopteri; Syngnathiformes; Syngnathidae.
UUCCCUGACUGUCCUCCUCAUCCUCCUCCGCCGCCGCCGUCCCCCCGUCCGAUUCCGAUGCACUUUACGCCCGAUGGAACAUUAACGUUGCGGGCCCGCUUCACAUUUCACACCGACCCGGAGAGUGGAGCCUCCCCCCGAUUUCUCUGCCGAACAAUCUGGAAUUAUCGCGCGGGGGGUCGGCGGGCAGAGUUCCCAACCGCUACUCGGAAAUGGUCCCGCGGAUGGACGGCGCAUCGGACUAACCUGGGUUUCAGAUGAGUUUUGGACGGGAUACGAUGGUACCGCUGCAAAAAAGGGAUCAAUUUGACAACUUGGAGAAGCACACGCAGUGGGGGAUCGAGUUUCUGGAGAGGUACAGCAAAUUCGUCAAGGAGAGGUCUGAGAUCGAAACCAACUAUGCAAAACAAAUCAGAAAUCUGUCGAAGAAAUACCAACCCAAGAAGAACUCGCGGGAAGAGGAGGAGAGCAAGUACACGUUGUGCCGGGCCUUCCUGACCACGCUCAACGAGCUGAACGACUACGCCGGGCAACACGAGGUGAUUGCCGAGAACCUGACGUCGCAGAUCAUCGCCGAGCUCUCGCGCUACCUGCAGGAUCUCAAAACCGAGAGGAAGUCGCACUUCCACGAUGGCCGCAAAGCACAGCAGCACAUCGAGAGCUCGUGGAAACAGCUGGAGUCGUGUAAAAGGAAGUUUGAGCGGGACUGCAAAGAGGCCGACAAAGCACAGCAGUACUUCGACAAGAUGGACGCCGACAUCAACGUGACAAAGGCUGACGUAGAAAAGGCUCGGCAGCAAGCUCACGCCAGGCAACAGAUGGCGGCCGACAGCAAGAACGAUUACUCGUCCUACCUGCACAAGUUCAACCAGGAGCAGAACGAGCACUAUUACACUGUAAUACCAAACAUCUUCCAGAGACUCCAAGACAUGGAGGAGAAGCGCAUCGAGAGGUUAGGAGCGUGCAUGAAGACGUUCGCCGACGUGGACCGGCAGGUCAUCCCCAUCGUGGGAAAGUGUCUGGACGGCAUGACCAAGGCGGCCGAGUCCAUCGAGGCCAAGACGGACUCCAAGCAGGUGGUGGAGUCGUACAAGUCGGGCUUCGAGCCCCCGGGCGACGUGGAGUUUGAGGACUACGGGCAGGCCAUGAAGAGGGCGGUGUCGGAAACCAGCCUGGGCAACUCGCGGGUGGAGGUCCGCGAGAGGCCCGGCGGCAAGUGCAAGGGCAAACUGUGGCCCUUCACCAGGAGCAAAAACAAGUUUAUGUCCCUGUUAACGUCCCCCCGCCAGCCCCCGCCCGCCCCCCCGGCCUCGUCCCCGCCCUCACCCUCUGCUGUUCCCAACGACUCCCAGUCUCCCAAGCAGCCCAAGGAGCCUCUCUCGCAUCGCCUCAACGACUUCAUGGCCUCCAAGCCCAAAAUGCAUUGCCUGCGGAGCCUGAGGCGAGGGCUUUCUCUGAAGCUGGGUUCUGGACCCGAGGACUUCAGCCACCUACCGCCGGAACAGCGACGGAAGAAGCUGCAGGGCAAGCUGGACGAUCUCAACAAAGACAUCCAAAAAGAGACGGACCAGAGGGACGCGCUCACCAAGAUGAAAGACGUUUACGUGAAGAACCCGCAAAUGGGCGACCCCGCCAGCGUGGACCCCCGGCUAGCGGAGCGCCAGAACAUCGAGAAGCUGCAGUUCGAAGUGCAGAAAUUCGAGGGCUGGCUGGCCGAGGCGGAGGAGAGGAUGCCGUGCAAGAGCGACACGCAGCGGCGGAGCGGACUCUACGAGAGCCACGGCGGCACCGCGGUCAACAACAACUGCGCCCAGGACCGAGAGAGCCCGGACGGCAGCUACACGGAGGAGCAGAAUUCGGAGAUUCACGUCAAGGCCGCCGACGCCAAGCCCCCCGCGGCCGGCACGCCCGAGUUCGACGACGAGUUCGACGACGAGGAGGCGCUGCCCACCAUCGGCAACUGCAAGGCCCUCUACCCUUUUGACGGCCACAACGAGGGCACCAUCUCGGUGGCCGAGGGCGAGCUGCUCUACGUCAUCGAGGAGGACAAAGGCGACGGCUGGACGCGGGUGCGGCGCAACCAGGACGAGGAGGGCUACGUGCCCACGUCCUACGUGGAGGUCUUCCUGGGGACCGACGCCAAAGGUGCAAUGACCUACAUCUGAGUCCCGUUCGAAUCCCCCCAACCCCGCCCACCGCCGCAGCGUUCCUCCGUCGUGCCUCCGAGCAACACACCGCACGCCAAAUGAAUGUAAACGUGUAGCUGUAUCCAAUUGGAACGCAUGCCAAAUGUGACCUGCUGUACAAGUCUUUCAUUCAAUUAUCAAUAUCAUAGUACAUAUCAGAAAAGUUAUUUUUCUAGCCUCCGAUGACAUUCAGUAUAUCCUUACGCAUGCUGUGCGCUUCUCAUUCGAGAGCUGUAAUUCAUAUUUUAGCCCGUUCGAUAAUGAUAGCUUUCAAAUGAGUCCAGAGUUGGUUUAGCAGCAAAUGCGAACUUUCGUAGAUACAUAUGUGACGUUACAAAAAUAUUAUGGCGCCGUAGGGACCUUAAAAGUUUGUAAAGCGGUACCUCGACGCAAGAAUUUCAUUGGUUCCGUGAUCACGUUCGGAUGUCAAAUAGUUUUUUUUCUACAUUGAAGUGAUCGGAAAUGCCAUUGAUGUAUUCCAAAGAACACCAAAAAAAGAUUUUUUUUUUUUUUUUUUUAAUAAGAAAGGUAGCACUCCGCGCCAUAGCACGCCUUGGCCAUUAGGGGGCAGUAUAAUGCAGACUUACAGCUGCAGUAGCAUCGAUCGUUUCUGCAGAGGAUCAAGAAUAUAUGCGUGUGACUACUGUGUGCUUGUGGGUUUGCAAGGUUUAGAACUGCCAGAAAAUAGAGACGCUAUCGUCGUUAGCCCGUCUAUGACGCUUUGCUUUGUGCGUUCACGUGAAGCUAGCGACGCUCGCUAAGACAAAAGUUCACGUGGUUUGGUGAAAUACACAUUUUGGCGGGUUAAUGAUAAUGUUGAGUCACAGGAAGUCCCACUUUUGAAAAAUUGUUGAGCGUCAUAGCUAGCAUAGCUCUUCACGCCAAAUUUUUCUUCACGCCACUCGAAAUACUUGUGAGUUGAGGUACCGCUGCGACAUGGACAUGUCACAUUAUAAUAAAAAAAAAAAUGACACCAAAAGUAUACAGCCUGUAAUAAUGAUAAUUUAAUUUCAAUCUACUCAGAAAUACGAAUAUUAGACUUUUUAGUUGAAUACUUUGAACACAGUUAUGAUGUCAACUGGUGGAUGCACAAGUUGAUUGUCGCUUCUGCCCUCUAGUGGACAAGAAUUUAAUUGCCCUGCCUCUCACUCUCCGUCACUGGCGUAGAAAGAUGAACAAAGAUCUUUUUUUUUUUUUUUGUCCGUAAAUAAUCGUUUUUUGGACCGUUGAAGUGAAAUUGGACGAUUUCCCACAAAAUCCCGAGCGGCGUUCGCUCCCCCAGGGCAAACAAAUAUUCCUCUUUUGGACGAGUCGCAGUCUUUUUCUCACAUUUUCUCCUUUUUUUUUCCUCACGGCCAUCAAACUUUUGUUUUCUUUCACUUGUUAUGUUUGCUAUAAAUUUUAAAAAAUGAUCAAAACCUCGAGGCGGCAAAGUACACAACAGACAAAUUGUGUGAAUUGUGCAAUUUUUUUUUGUCGAUUAAAAAAAAAAAUAGUAAUAACAUGUAACAACAUUAUUGUUUAUUUAUUAUUAUUAUUAGUAGUAGUAACAACAUUAAUACAUCAGUAUUAUUAAGAUGUUUUUGAAACUCUGACAUGACAGAAUUAUAUAGGUCAUCUUAAUGUUGAAAGAGAAAAAUGAAGAAUCUGAAAUUGCAAUAAGAAGAGUAUUUUUCUGAAAGACAGAAUAUUACAAGAAUAAAGUUACACAAAUAGAAUUUUAAAAUGCUUAUGAUGCCCCACCAAAAAAAAUCUCCCAUUAACUUCGUUAAUAUUAUGAAAAUGCGAUUUUUUUGUAAAAUUCAUAAUUUUACAAUGUGUAAAUCAUUGUUUAUAAAAGUGUCAUAUCAUUACAAGGAAUUUUUCUUUCUAAAAAUUGAAAAUUUCUUAGUGUUGGGAGAAUUUGGUCUUUUUUUAAAACAUGAAAAGAACAAACUCAUCUGAGAUUAAAGUCAUAUUUGGAGAUUGUUUAUUUUUAAUGUAUAAAAUAAGUAAACA